AUGACAAGUCUAAAAAAGAUUAAAUCCCCUAAAGAAGAAAUUAUUAAAUGGCUAAUUGACACAGCUAUCGUUGCUGUUAGUUCAGCAGCUAGUGCUGCUUUAGACCUUGUUAAUCUUGAAAAGAAUAAUAUCAAUGCCGACACGCUUAAAACACAACGUGAAAAUCAGAACAGACUUAAUAAUGAAUUAUUUGAAAAGCUUUCUGCAAAUGUUAAUGCACGUAAUGAGCUUGGUAUCAAUACAGAAUAUGCAAUGAAACAACUUGCUAAUGAUGUCAUGUCUCAGAUGGCUUCUAUCGACCCUGAUCAAGCUGAAGGCAAAGACACGGCUGAUGCUAUUUUGCAAGGCUUACAACAAGUUGGUGGGGCUGGUCCUGCACAAGGUGCUGCACCCGAAAUGCCUUUAGAAGACAUGAUUCCUCAAGGCUCGCCUGCACAAGCUGGUAUCCCUGCUGAAGAAGAAACUGAAGAAAAGGCUAAGAAAUAA
Messenger RNA from Cylicocyclus nassatus, 486 nucleotides. The record is from the annotation of a GenBank genome assembly. Lineage: Eukaryota; Metazoa; Nematoda; Chromadorea; Rhabditida; Strongylidae.